Ectocarpus sp. CCAP 1310/34 is the source of this 1397-nucleotide messenger RNA. Lineage: Eukaryota; Phaeophyceae; Ectocarpales; Ectocarpaceae. The record is from the annotation of a GenBank genome assembly.
GCACAUCCAUCGAGCCAGCAGCGGGAGAUAGCAGCUUGCCCCAGCCGCUGGCCAACAGUGUGAAGUAAUUGAAAGGAGGACGCUUGCAAACUAUAUCGGAGAUUACGAUGGCGGAAGCAGCCCCCGAGAAGGAAGUGGACACAGCAUUAUUGGUCACGCGCAAGAAUCCACGCGGGAUCCCGGAAGUGGUCUUCAUCGAUGAUGUCGUCCAAUUCCUGGCGCGACUAGGUGUAGAAGAGGUGGAAACUCCCAUCGGGGCCUUCAACGAGCUCUACAGCAAGUACAAGCUGAUGGAGAGCAAUAUGGACAAAGCCAAGCAGUCCAUGAAGGACAAGGUGCCGGAAAUUGAGCGCUCGCUCGAGCUCGUCAGGCACCUCCAGGAACGACAGGACAAGGGGGAAACCGUCAAGACUAACUAUAACCUAGCCGACACGGUGUUCGCAAAAGCAGAACUCAAGUGUGACGGCCGGGUAUGCAUCUGGCUUGGGGCAUCGGUGAUGGUGGAGUACACAUACAAGGAGGCUUUGGAGUUGCUCGAGAGAAACUUGGCAACUGCCCUGGAGAAACAAAAAACAACACAGGAAGACUUGGAGUUUUUGCGAAACCAGAGCAUCACCGUGGAGGUGAACACGGCGCGCUUGUACAACUACGACGUCCUGAGGCGGCGGAAGGCAGAAGAAGCCAAAAAGAGGAAAAAGGAGGCUAAGUCCGCGGCGUGAUAACCUGCUCAUCUCGAACGGGCCCUUAUUAGAUAAGUUAUAUCCAACUCGAGUUAGCCAACACAUCGCGAAAAGAAGAGUGCCGACAAUCGGAAAAGCAGGGUUACACCCCUGCAUGCCGCAGAACGUGUCCUAAAGCGCAUGUCUGUCCUAGGCGCAUGGCGGUGUUCAGUGGUAACCAACAGCGGUCCCGAUACAGCGGCCAUGAAGUUGAACUUGCUUAAGACAUAGCCUGCCGUUGACUUUGCGUCGUGUGUCCUAUAGGCCUGCUUCUGGAGCAAGCCUAUUUUGCUCGACAACGAUAGAUACCGUUCGCCGUUGAGGUUUUUCUCUGAUGCGACUGACGUUCCGGUUUUGGAGCCGAGCAUGUUAUUGAAGGGGGGAUGAAUGGGGAUCUGUUUAUGUUUAUAUCGAGGUCGAGAGUGCCGGUGUGUGCAACACGAAGCACGGAGUUAGAUGUAACGUCGCCUUGUAGAUUACUCACAAAGAGAGACCUGUCAACGACUCUACACUGGUGUACACUCGAAGAUUUGCCAUUCCAUUGUUUUUUUCGUCCAAGCACGACCAUCGCAUGGGCGAGUUUUCGUGUUCUCCUUCUCGCGCGCGUGUGGAUCAAGGCUUUUUUGCCGUCGCGAUGUCAACAACGCCACCGGCCAACUUGGAGCAAUCAUUUCCCUU